This is a messenger RNA of Physcomitrium patens, 959 nucleotides long. RefSeq names its product ferredoxin-thioredoxin reductase subunit A1, chloroplastic. Gene Ontology annotation, biological process: photosynthesis. The record is from RefSeq and is a predicted model, not a curated record. NCBI's taxonomy places the organism in Eukaryota, Viridiplantae, Streptophyta, Bryopsida, Funariales, Funariaceae.
AUCGCACAAUGAGCACAGACACGGUAGGAGUAGAACAGGGAGAAGGCGGUGAUCGGGUGCAUGGCUGCAUCCGGCCCAUCCACCGCCAGGCAGGAAUGAUUGGCGCCGGACACACAAUUGACUGUGGGACGCGAGAGGAUAGUCUUGCAUCCCGAAUCCUGCAGUGUCGCCAACAAUACCCACAAUCAAUCUUGCUCUGUGCCUGCAGCUAUGGCUUCCUGCGCUCUGCUCCUCUCCACCUCGCUCCUGCCCACCUCUCCCGCCGACUCCACUUCCUUCUCUCACCGCGCUGCUGAUGGCGUCACCCCUGGAGCCCUUCGUAUGGUCGCGUCGUCGCGGAAUGGUGUAGCGAGCUCCAGCGGAUCUUUCGAGCAAUUCUCAUCGACGACCCGAAUGGGAUUUUCGGGCGCGAGGAUUACAAGGAGAGGAGGAGUGGUGUGCGAGAUGGCCGUCGAACUGGGUGGGUCGAGGUCCAGCGAGGGAGAGAAGAAGGUGGAGGUGGGGACGAAGGUAAGGGUGAAAGGGUCGUUGAAGGUCUACCAUGUGCCCAAGAACCCGGAAUUGGACAUCGACGGGCUGGAAGGGGAGGUGAAGGAGGUGGUGACGACGUUCAAGGGCAAGCCCGUGUCGGCGACGUUCCCUUACAAGGUGCAGUUGGUGACGAUGGGCGAGGAGAGCAGGAAGUUCUUCGUGCAUUUGAAGGACGACGAAUUCGAGGUUUUGGACUGAAACUGGACUGGGUGCGGGAACUUGUGGUCUUGCUCCAGGUGGAGCUGCUUGUGUAGGUUAAAGUAUUGCCGAUGGAAGAGAACUCGGAAGCGAUGGACUCUUUGCUGCCAAGAGCUAACACUCGGUUGUACCUUGGUGUGAUGAAACGUAGAUGUGGUGCCUGCGCAAUGUAAUUUUGGAUUUCUUGUAUUCUGUGAGAAAGAAACGAUGGACAUUUUUUUUCACAUGCA